Molecule: messenger RNA, 882 nt
Organism: Pleuronectes platessa (European plaice)
Lineage: Eukaryota; Metazoa; Chordata; Actinopteri; Pleuronectiformes; Pleuronectidae
Product: E3 ubiquitin-protein ligase TRIM47
Exons: 2
Coding region: 1-774 (257 amino acids)
Molecular function (GO): zinc ion binding
Source: RefSeq, a predicted model, not a curated record
AUGUCCGAGCUGUGCUGCAUCUGUCUGGACGAGUCCACCCGCCCGGCGUCCCUCCCCUGUGGACACGCCUUCUGUCUGGCCUGUGUAGGAGAAUACUGGAGGAUCAGUGGCUCCUGUCAGUGCCCCCUCUGCAAGGCCUGCUUCCCCACCAGACCCCAGCUCCAGACACACCCCCCCACACAGAGCCAGGUCGGGGCCGCACCUUUAAAAGCCGGCGAGGUUCCCUGUGACCUCUGCCCCGGGCGGCGUCCAGCCGUCAAGUCCUGCCUGGUGUGUCUGGCCUCGUACUGCGACGCCCACCUGGAGCUGCACUACCAGAGCGAGGCCCUCGGGCGCCAUCUUCUGAUCGGUGUGGUGAAGAACCUGGAGGACCCUGUGUGCAGAGUGCACGGGAAGCCGCUGGACAGGUUCUGCAGGAGCGACCGGACAUGCGUCUGUGCCAUGUGUUCCCAGAGAGAACACAGGGGCCAUCACAUCCUCCCUGUGCACAGAGAGGCCGCCAAGCAGAGGGUUCAAUUAAAGCGGAUGAGGAUGAAACUGCAGCAGGUUAUUCAGGAGAGACUGAGUCAGGUUGAGAAUCUGAAGGAGACACAAAGCAAAGAGCUCGUCCAACAGCUGGAGGCAGAAAUCUGUGAUCUGCAGAGGAGACACACUGAGCUGGAGCAGCUGGAGCAGACUGAGGACGACCUCCGCUUCCUGCAGGUCCGAGUCUCAAGGUCAGAGGUCACACUCAGCACUCGUAUUGAGAUUUCUCCUCACAUCCUAACGACCUGAGGGAACCUGUGGACCUUUCUCCGUACAGACCCCUGGAACCAAGUUUGCUCUGAUAUUCUGAUGUGAAAAUAUCAGAUGAUCGAGUCCAGCACAAACCAGGAAGCCGGG